UGUGCGGUGCGUGAACGAGCCUGCGCCGGCGGCGGCCUUCGAAAAAGAGUUUUUUUUCUGCGCCAACGAAGGGCGUCGAGAGACGAGAGCCGUCGGUCGGUCGGUGGUGAUUUUGUGGCGUGUUUUUAUCGAGCCGUGACACUGUUCUUUUUCCUGUUCUUUAAUGAAGUCGAGCGGCAGCAAUCACUUUCCUGGGCAGCCCGACGUGCGAGUCAGUGUUGUUCCCCUGUGAAGUGCCUUCCGCCCUCGUCGUGCGUGGAUUUGACCGAGUGCGCUGGAGUGGAUUCGCGCUCUAUUUUAUUCUUCGCUACCAGCCAGCCAGCAAAGCGUGCCCCUAUCAGGCACUUCUGACUUGUUGCCUCCGGGAUUGCCGAGAUAAGCAGGCACCGUCGAAUCCCAAGCAGCACACCGUCCUUCCUUCGAAGAAGACGCCAGUCGUGUACAACAAUAACAACUUAACACGCUUUUGUAACCACCUUUUAGACAGUGUCGCGAGAAGCUGAUAUCUGCGAAUUGUGAGUCGGGGCCUUCGACUGCCAAACCAAAUUUGCCUCCGUCUUCGUGGUCCUUCCGUGCGGGAGAAUAGAAGAGAAUAGUUUUCGGCUUCCUCCGGGGCUGCGUACCUUGGGUGUCAUCUCCGACCGGCUUUUUUGUCUUGUCCCCGCCGCCCAUGGGAUUCGGGCGGGAGGAUUGUCACCAGCGCAUGCCCGGCCGUCGUUGACUCCGGCGUCAAGCGCUCGGUCCCGUCAAUCACCCCACGUCGCUUCUCUUCCUGCAGGGUGCAGCUUUCCUGCAACUCUCGACUACCGUGGCCGACUGAGAGGGGGCGGUGCAUGACUUCACCCUGAGGAUACCAACAGCUAUUCACAACGUGUCCCGAAACCAAAGCCAUGGGGAGGAAAAAAAUACAGAUAUCCAGGAUCACGGACGAGAGGAACCGGCAGGUGACGUUUACGAAGCGCAAGUUUGGCCUGAUGAAGAAGGCCUAUGAGCUGAGUGUGCUCUGUGACUGCGAGAUCGCCCUGAUCAUCUUCAACAGCACAAACAAGCUGUUCCAGUAUGCCAGCACCGACAUGGACAAAGUUUUGCUCAAGUACACCGAGUACAAUGAGCCACACGAGAGUCGCACCAACAGCGACAUUGUCGAGAAAUUGCGCCACCAACGCCUGGAUGGCGGCAGUCAGGCACUGAGCAAGAAGGAACACAAGAAUUCCACAAAUGGCUGUGACAGCCCAGAGCCAGACGCCGACCAGUACUCGCUGACACCCCGUGCAGAAGCCAAGUACAGCAAAAUCAAUGAAGAGUUUGAAUUGAUGAUGCAGCGCAGUGCUCAACUAAAUGGGUCUCGAGGCCAGCCUUCCAUGAGCCAAGGCAUGAGCUCCCUUGCUGGCUAUGCGUCCCAGGAGGGUCUUAUGCAGCCUUCUCCCCAGAUGACUCACUCUAGUGUCAGCCCCCGCCCGAGCUCUUCAGGGGGUGCCUUGCUGGACAUGAAUGGUGUGAGCUCCAAUGGCUACCACCGGUCCACGUCCCCAUCAGGCAACCUGGCCAGCUGCAGUUCUCCUGCGGGUAAGGGUUCCAAGGGGGCCUCGCCCAGCCGCUCUUGUUCUUCCGCUGCUGGACUGCGUGUCGUCCUCCCAGGAUCUCCUUCCCCUACAGGACAGCUGCACGACCCGUCACACCUGUUUCUUCAGCAGUCAAUGGUUCGGACAUCCAAUGCUUCACUCACAACCCCAGUUGUCUCAGUGACGGCGCCGGGGAUGCCUGGCAUGUCAGCAUAUCCGUCCUCUCUUGCAGCUGGCUUUCCUCCAUCGGACUUCCAGCUAAACCCCGAACUUGGCCUUACGGGUUUCAACUCUCCAGGCCUGAUGCAUAACUGGUCAACUCAAGGUCCUCUGGCCAAUGCUGCUGUGCCUUCUGGGGCCAUGCAAGCUCACUCCAGUGGGAGCCCCAGCGUGCUUGGCAGCCACUUGUCUCUAGGAAAUUCGACACCACCACCUGCAUCGUCUCCUUUGCCCAUCCGGAUCAAAAGCGAACCCAUUUCACCGCCGCGUGGCGGUGGAGAAGGUCUGCACGGAGGAGGCACCAACGCCCGACCCCCGUCCGGGCACUUGUCACCACCCGGGCAGCCUCCACUGACCCCUUCCACAUCUUCCUCACCAGACCCGACCGGCGAUUACGAUGGUGCCAAGCGCCCACGCCUCUCUGCCGACGGCUGGCCGACGUAAGCCGACUGGAGCCAACACCGGUCCCCCGCAGCGGGGGUUUGUCCUCCUGCUCCUCCCAGAGUCUACUUGCGAGUGUGCCGUGUGUUUAUUCCUUCCCUCUCUUGCUGACUGUGUGGCGUGCAAGCAGGGUCCCGCUAUGCACGGGAGAAAGGCUGUGCGCGCUGCUUCCCUGCAACGUUCUUUUUGUUUUGUGCCCACCCCUCUCCAAGGUUUACAGGGAGCAGCAAAGUCGCAGCUCCGGUUGGCGACCAGGAAAAACGCCAUUUGGGCUUUCCUUCUUUGUCAAGGGCGUCGGUGAUGAAGACCGAAAGCGUGUACAUAGGAUUGGCGUGGCUGUGCCCGCCGUUCUUCUGGCCUUUUUUCGACUUUUUGUCGAGGCUAGUUACUUGGCGGCUCCACCUGCCAGGGCAAAGACGCACUUCUGGAUGUCUCUUUCUCUUUCUUGUUUCUUUUUUUUUUCUCUGCUGCACCUGUGGGGCACUCAAUAGAUAGAGUGAAAAAAAAAAAAAGUGUGUGGGUAGGUGACUUACUACUACACAAAAAGGCGUCAGCAACAAUCUUAAACAUGUGCAAGGCACAACUACUUGAAAGCGCCAGUCUUGUUCCACUCGUUGACGACCCUGGAGUUGUUUCCACCAAGCCAGGAGCGUUUAUCUUUUUCUGGAGGAAGUACAAGCUUGACCUUAAGGCCUGGAACUGCUUAAAGAAAGAAAACAUUGCCAUGGGAUUGAACCAGGGCCGAAAAAAUUACCCUUAUGGCCUACUCAGUCAGAUCCAGAGCCAAGGGAGGCAUUGCGUUGGGCACACACACAGUGAGAUAGAGCUAGUGACUAGCACCAACCCUCUCCCCAAGACAGUAAGUGUAGCCAAACAUGGACCGUUCGUAGAGACACGUGGUUUUUUUCCAUACCAAAGUCAAGUUUGUUGAGAAGGCAAAGUCGCACCCGGUUUGUUGUCAUGUUGCCGGUAGGAAGUAGUGCUGCCAGGUUGUUUUUCUGGACGUAAAAAAAAAAAAAAAAAAGGUGGCGCACUUUACACAUAAGAAACCGCAUGCACAUCCUGCCUGUUGUUUUAGAUAGAAAGAGCACACGUUGUCAACAAGACGAUAUUUUUGGUAUCUGCCAGUCAAGCGCAUGGCAUGGCUUCCCCCUGCCUCCCCUGUUCCAAGUCUGUUCUUCACAACAAUGUCUUUGUGGUGCGAAAUGUUUGGUGAAACACCUGACAAGCAUGAUGUAUAAUCAUGCCACACCCCCACUUUUCCUUUUACUACUUGUUCGUGUGUUCCAAAAAAAGUGCAUGUGUUAUAGUGACUGUAGUGCUGUGUGCCUUUGGACAGGGGAAACAAAGAAAAAAAAAAAACUUUUGAAGCCACAAAGAGGGGUGAACACUACCUAUCUACCAACCUUGUUUCUGUUGAGGUCUCAGUGUUUACACGCUGAAUAUAAAUAUUAUAUAUAAAAAUAUAUGUUAUACACACGCGUGCUUGCGCGUAUAAGUUGUAUUUUAUACGCGAUGCACCAGCUCAUGUCAGUUGUUCUUCUUUUCUUUCCUUUUCCUCGAGCAGCUGUCAUGCAAGUCUCUUGUGCUUUUUUUGCUCCUAUUAGUGUUGCACUAGAAACAUACCACAGCAUUACCGUUUGAAGAAAAAAAAAAAAAACUGAGUGAAUUGAGCCUGUGUGAGCUAAAGGAUUCACCACCUUUCUUGUCGUUGAGUAGUUCGUUGCAGCUUUUGCACUGUCAGCCACUUUUUUUUUUAUUAUUAAAGUACUGUAUGCUAUCUUGCCAUUCGCCUUUUUUUUAUAGCUGCUACUUUAGAGUCAUAAGUUGCCAUGUGUCAAAGAAAGUCUGAGAGAGAAAUUAAUUUUUAUCGACUUUGCUGCAUUCGUAGAAGCUAGCACACUCGCUCACACACCACACACUCUCUCUCGCAGCACUGUAUUGUACUCAGCACAGGUCUCUCACAUGCCCUCAACACACACACACACCUCUCGUCAGGAAGAUUAGUAACAGUUUUUUGGAACACAAAGGGAAAAGAAAUAAGAAUAUAACCCCCCCCCAAACAAAAUGAAAUGAAACACCACACACACUAACAACAAAGAUCACGAUGAUCUGUCGUCAUUGAUGCAUUUUGACACCCACUAUGACGUGUGGGACUUAUUGGCAUGCUUCCAUGCGCAUACACGACUAUGUCUAUAUACGCAGAAAACUUUUUGUUUGUCUUCACUGUACACUGACGAUGCCUUACCAGAAACUGUACAAGGAUGGGCGAGCAUAGGGAGCCACAAAUGCUUGUUGUAGACGUUGUUGCGACAAACCGAGUUUUGAAAGAAAAAGCGAAAACAUUUGGUAAUUGUGACAUUUAGUUGUAGAUUAGUUUCUCUUGCUCCUCCCUCGACUGUUGCUGCCAUCUGCUGCUAGUUUAAGUUAUCUUGAGGGCCUUGUGAAAGAAGAAAAAAAAUGAUGUUAUGAAAGAAAAAGUCCCAAAUGUAAUGUAGCGAUAAAGGAGCUGCUUGCAUUCUCCGACUCCUUUUUGCUUUAAGUCUUGAUGAGAUGAGGAGCAAUGUUUCGGCAGCUCGUGCCGUUCACCUCUAGUGAUGGAGGCUUGUUUAACUUAUUUGUCUUUGGAAGCUGUACUUUUCAAAAGUGCACAGGGUGUAUCGGGAAAAGGCUGGCAUGAUGACCCCGUAACCUUGGGGCUGUCUUGUAGAAGUCGUUUUUUCACACUUUUUUUUUAAUCCCCACCCCCCUUCGUGUGCUUAUGUGUGCGUGUAAUAUGUGUGCACCUGGUGAAUUGUCCCAUGGUCUGCUCUAGUUUUUGUCUUGCCACCAUGGGAGACGAGUACAGAUUUAUGGACACUGAAACUACAAGGUGUGCAUUUCUUGCCUUGUUUUUUUUUUUUGCAUUUGUAUCUAGCAAAUGAGUUAAUAUAUUAUUACAGUGUUCUUAUACAUUUUCUAGUGCAUCUUGUGCCCUUGUUGCCCUUUACCAUCCACUCUUUUGUUGUGAUGAUGAUGAUAAUUACUCGCUUUUGUUAUAAAAUGCAAAGCAGUGUUCAUUUCUUGUCAUAUUUUUUCCUCUUCGUAUGCCGCUGUGUUGCUUCUUCUUUCCCCCUCCUUUUGCUUGUGUAAAGGACACAUCUUAUCCUCACGUUUUCACAGAUAAUAUAUUACAUGUGUGUGUACAGUAAAUGACAAAAAAAAAGAGUAUAUGAAUGUUGCGCAUAGUAUAUAUUCAUACAUUAAAGCUGCUGGGUGUGUGUGCCCUGCAGAUAUGCUCUGUCGUUGAUGAUGGGGAAGAAGCAGCGAGAGAGUACACGUGCCAUGGGAGACGGAGGCGUUGACAGUACACCCCCCUCUACCCCUCCUUCUUUGCUUCUGUCUCAUUUUAUUUUCUCUGUAGUAUUCCAGGCGCUAUUCGCUCUUUAGUGUUUUACUUGUGCUGUCAUGUUGCUUUGUGCCAAGCUUUUCCCAUUCAGCUCAGUAUCCAGAUCCAACCACAUUUUUUUAGUAUCAUCUCGCUGCCCACAUCUCUCUCUCUUGUAUUCAACUUUAUUUCACUGCCCUUCUAUUCACUUAUCAAAGAAGAGACAUUCUCUUCAUGAAGAGUGAUGCUGGCCAUCGUGUUCCUCAUGUCAUCUGCUUGUAAUGACCAGCUUCGCCGAUAAUAGUCAGGUGACAGAUCAAAAGAAAAAGGAAAGGCAUGAGUUGUGAAAUUCAAAGCAUGACCUCUCUCCUAAUCCACAGAGGAGUGAAGCUAAUCAAAAUUCUCCGAAAGUGCAAUACCGUUCUUACCUUUGCUUCAUAUUCCCUUCUCUCUUCUCUGCUUGCCCUGCACCUCUGGGCCAUUUUUUUCUUUUCUCCCCAAUGUCACUGUCUGUGCAAUGAAUUAUUUGUUUGCUGCUUGCCAACGUAACACCUCUACUUACGGGUCUCACUGGCUCGCAGAGUCACACAAUACAGCAUUGCUCGUGAACCUGAUUAUUCAAAAUCCUGCUCAAGUUUCUCUCUUAUUUCCUAUAAAGGGGGAGAUGUCAUGAUCAAAACAGGUCGGGCGUUUCCUCUUGAAGUUCCGGCUAUCGCUAUUAUGCUUGUAAGAGUAGUUCUUCAAACAAGCAUAGUCAGGCAAGUGGCCUUUAUUCACGCCCCUUUGACAGUGUGGGAUGCCCUGUCAGCUGUAGGUCACGUGUUGCAUUGAAAGCUACAGCUUGGUGUAGCACGCACGUUCAGCUUGCUUUGUGAAAUGUGGCUUAACUGAAGUGAGCUUCCAUUUAACAAAGCAAGGCCAAGUAAAAGUGUGAGAAGCUCCAAAUGCACUAAAUAGUCAGUCCUAAAAGCACAAUCAUUAUAUUUAUCUUUUUUAAAAGCUAGAUUAUUUAAAAGAGUCUUGAGUAAUAUAUUUUUCUUGUUAGUGCUUGUCUCUUCAGAACAGGAUGUUCAACUUGGGUUACAUGCAGUCACUAUUGUUACUUUAUUCUUAUUCUGAAAAUUGUGUGCCCUAAUACAUUUUUGUUCAAUUGUAAAGCUUUUAUAUCCAUAAAUGAAAGGUUUACACAGAGUUAAAUGGUAGGAAAGUUGUGGAAAAAUAUUCAUGUUGAGAAUCUUUUUUAGAGAAACCGUACAUAGCAUACCCCCUUUAGUGUUUUUAUUAUGGGGAUCAUCCGACUAUGUAAAUUCAGAAAGGAGUGACCCACAUACUAAAGGUUCCUCUUUGUAUGGCCAAAACAGUCAUGCGUCCAUUGUCUUAUGUGCAUUCAAGUUUAGUAUUGGCUAUAAAAAUGGCAUUGUUUCACAUCUCUGUGUACAUUUUUUUUAUUGUGCCUUUCCAUUGGUUCAAUAGUCUCUUCAAGAUCAUUGUCUAACAUUUGGUUUUCUUAGUUGUUGGCAGGCAUAGAAAGUGUAAUGAACAUAAUUUCUAGUAUCAUGUUUUGUCAGGGUAGUGCUUCGCUGCAGAGUUCUAUAUGCAAGAACAAUGAAAGCUCUUCUUUGGAGUUUUUUUUGCAAUCCAGUGCACUGCUAAAGUGAACAGUCAGCCAUUAAUAAGAGCAGCAUAGUUGAACAAUUUAUGUACCUACCCAUUACAGUAAAAAGUGUCUGAUUUAAUGCAUCCUCAAGCAAAAAUAAAAAAAGUUGUAUUUGAGUCUUUGCACCAUAUGUUGGUAAUGAUCAGUGCCUAAAAAAAAAAAAAACUGUUUCCUUUAACAGUGUACUGGACUGUAGGCAACUGGCAAAUUGCCUCCCAGUCACUUGAGACAGAGUAGCAUGGUCCACUUUAAAUAUUGGAAUGUAGUUGUGCGAGGAGAUUCCUUUAACGUUUUGUUUUCCCUUCUUUUUCCGUUAAAUUCACUUUGCAGCUAAGCAACCCAGCAUGUAAAUUGAAAUGUCUUGUCAACAUUGGGGUGGAACCAAAGUUUCAAAGCGGUGAUAGUGAUAGUGUUACGCAUCAAGGUUACAUUUAUAAAGACUUUAAAAGAAGCCUAUGAGUCAUUGAAGAGAAGGAAUAAUAUUUUCAGCAUUGACAACAUGGGAGCAUCGACUUUGUGUUCACCCGCAGUGCAAUGAAAGCCGCUUGGCAUCCUCAAACAUAUUUUGAUGUUUCGACUCUUCAAGCUAUUUCCAAGGUUUUUGAACGCAUUGUUACAGCCUCUAUUAAAUGCAACUGCAGCCUCUCAAUGUCUAGAAUAAUUUACAUUUUUUUUUCUAUUCUGGUGACAGAAGUUUCAUGCUGGUCAGCCAGAAAUGUGAGUGCAGUUCCCACGACAAUUCUUAAGUCACUUGUUGAUGUUGAAAUGUAUUAUGUGCUACAUCAUUAUGUUAAGUUAUGUGGCCACUACAGAGAUUGUUAGCAACUAUACCAAGUGUGCAGGUGUACAGUGCAUGAAUGAAGCUUACUUUUUUUCACAUACGGUACACCAGGUGCGUGUAAAAUGGCGCAAUCUUUUUUUUUUUUUUUCGGUCAUAGAAGGGGGAGAGUGAAACUCAUGCCAGCCUCUUCCCUCCGAUAUGUUUGCUUCUAUUUUUUUCUCUCUUAAAUACCAGUAUUUCUUUAUGUAUGCAUGUGUUGCCCCCCUUGAUUUUCCUUCCCAUUUUGUAUGUUGUUGUUUUGUUUAUUUUUUUUUUCCGAAGGCCUGAACGCACACUGUGUUUGUUGUUAUUGGAGAGAAUUUAGAAGACGCAAACAGUGUGUGUUUUUGCCUAGUGGUCAUGAACAGGAAGACACACUUCACGCGAUGCAGGUUGUUGUGUACUAUUUUUAUCUGCCUCUGAAAAAAAAAAUUGAAAGGAAUAAAUGCGGUUCAUUAAUGGC
Messenger RNA from Rhipicephalus microplus (southern cattle tick), 8529 nucleotides. It is a transcript of the gene Mef2, whose product is annotated as myocyte enhancer factor 2. NCBI's taxonomy places the organism in Eukaryota, Metazoa, Arthropoda, Arachnida, Ixodida, Ixodidae. Gene Ontology annotation, molecular function: protein dimerization activity; RNA polymerase II cis-regulatory region sequence-specific DNA binding; histone deacetylase binding. Gene Ontology annotation, biological process: positive regulation of transcription by RNA polymerase II; cell differentiation. The record is from RefSeq and is a predicted model, not a curated record.